CGCCUUUGUUAAAAUAAAUUGGCGGCUGUACCCGGGUUGGGUCGGGUCGUAGCGGGAUGUUGUUUAUGUUAUUAUCACGAGUUUAAUGAAUCAUUUAACUGAUUAGAAAGUACCUAUGGGUUCAACACUAACCUUUAAACCACAUUAAUAUUUAAACCUAACUCGACCGCGAUCGUGUUUAGAACUACGGACCACAACUCGCCUAUAAGGGAGAAUGGCGAGCCCGCGAUACCUCUGGUGUUCCCUUCUUAGUCUGGGCUUCACCCCCGAGGCCGAGAUCUCCAACCUGGUGGGCAAGACCAAUGUCAAGUACAUCAACCUGGGAGUGCACAUGUUUGACAAACCCAACAAAGACGCCUUUUACAUUGUGGUCCAUUUCCUGUUGGAUAAACUGGACCCCACUCGCUUCAGUGAGGCGUACAGGUACUGCUGGCCUGUGUUAGACCGCAAAGCAGACACUGAGUUCAGGAAAAUCACACUCGCCUGGCUUAAAGACAUCGUGGAUGAGAACAGCAGAUCCGCCCCUAAAGUGUUGGCGUCUCUGUUCCUGUCACCGGGGGGGCCCAAGUUUAUCGCGGUGAUGCUUCACCUGGCAAAACAUGUCAUGCUGCAGGAGAUGAAAACAUUUACCACGGACGGCCGGUGGGCCCCUGAGGAAGCCGCCGUGCCCGCCUCCACCGUGGACAUCGCCAUGAAGAGACUGAGGCUGACCAAAGCCAGGCUCCUCCAGUCGGCCCAGGCCCAGGACCGCCUGCUGCAGGAGGACCGGAGACGCGCCCAGACCCUGGGUCAGUCCAUUCAAGACAUCCGGGCAGAGGGAGCCAAGUAUGACAAUCUGCUCAAACGUCAAGAAAAUGAUUCGUACAUGGAAGGGGAGGCUUCGGCUCAAAAGCUCCUCAAGGUGCGCUCCCUGUGGGCGGCCGUCGACGACAUGCUGUCGGCGCUCCGGGAGGUGCGGCAGGGGGUGGCCUGCGUGCUGAGGCCCGACGCGGACCAGUACGUCCUGGACGGGGACGCCCUUUCCCUCAGAAUCCCCCGGUUGCUCCUGGAGAAGAUCGAGCAGCUCCCGCAGCAGCUGAGCUCGGGCAACGUGUACGAGGCGGGCCAGCUGAACCCGCUGAGCGCGCUGGAGCUGCUGAACCACGCCCUGCUGCUGCUCCGGGAGGAGAGGGGCGUGGUGGCAGGCCCCGCCCCCCUGGCCCUGCUCCGCCUCCAGGAGCUGCAGACCAAGAGCGGUCAGGUGGGCCGCGUGCUGGAGGAGCUGAAGGUCCUCAGACAGAAGAUCUCCAAGGAGGAGAUCCCAGAGGUCCGGAACGCCUCCCGGAGGUUGGAGCUGGCCUGGGAGAGGCGGUGGAGGGACGCCCUACGGGACAAACCGCUGGCCUCCUUCCUCUCAGACGAUCCUGCGCUGUGCUUCCUCUCCCCCAUGGCCCCGCUGUCCUUCGCCCCGGCGGCAGCCAGCUCCAGGGUGUUCUCCCGCUACGCUGCCGAGCUGCCCGCGGAGUCCCCCCACGAAGAGGAGCCGGCCCGGGCCGACUCCCAGGGGGAGUCUGGCGACAGCAGUCCUGAGUUGAGCAGGCAGAAGAUCUCCAAGGAGGAGAUCCAAGAGGUUCAGAGCGCUCGCCGGAGCAGGGGCUCCGUCCGCCCGGCCCCCCUCGUGACGGUCGAGAGCCCUGGAGCCGUCGCCCCGUCCUACUGUCCCAACUCGUCACUCGCGGAUCUGCUGCACACUCUCUCCUCUCCCCCCAGGGCUCGGUCCCCCAGCCCACCGCCACCAGAGCGACAGGCCAGGGACAGGAGGACCCUCUCCGGCGGUCGGGCGGCUCCCACCAGGAACAAGGCCAACAUAUUGGCCUGGGAGUGUGACAACUUGGCGAGCCAGUUUGCGGAGGCCAUCACUGCGACCAGUCCCAUGGAGGGCAGGAGGAGGGGUUUGGGUCUGGGGGAUCUGCUCUGCAAUCUGGGGGCCGACCCCUUCUCCACCAGGAAGCAGCUGCACCGCACCCCCGAGAGCUUGAUUUCGGACGUGAAGAGUUCCUGGCGUAAGGCGGUCGAGGAAUGCAAAGUCCAAACCGGUUCCAACCGGUCGCCCGCGUCCGACGGUGACGACAUCGCCGCGCAGCGGGCCCCGUGGGACCAGUCCUACGGCACCCCCAGGGGGCCCCUAACCUUCUCGUUACACGCCACGCCCGGUGGAGCCACGCCCACUGCCGCCGACGCCUGCCUCACCCCCUGCCUCACCCCCUGCCUCACCCCCUGCCUCACCCCCCAGCAGCAUCACCCCGCCUGGGGCUCCCCCGACACAGAGGUCAUCCCCCACAUGGAGGGGUUCCCCCACUUGGAGGGCCUCCCGGACAUGGACUUGAUCCCCGACAUGGAGGGGUUCCCUGGAACAGCGUGUCCCCCCUACAGCGACGGCUCCCCCGCCACGGAGGGCUCCCCCGCCACGGAGGGACCCCACGGCGUGAGCCGUAGCGGCAGCGCGCUUCACUCCGGCUCCGCCCUGUGGAGGACCUCCCGGGGGUCGCCCCCGGCCUGGGGCUUCCCCGACACGGAGGGGUACCCCCAGCUGGGCGGCGGCGGCGGUGAAGUCCCCUACAGCCUGCUCGACGAGAUGCUGCCGGACAUGGCGGGCAGCGACGAGGACGGAGACGGGGACCUGCUCCUCCUGUCGCCCCCGGCGACCGGCCGGCCCACCUCCCUCCUGGACCUCAGCAACGACGAGGCGUCCUACCUGGGGUCGGGGACGGGGACGCCGCUCUGCCCCUCGGUCCGGGGGGAGGCCCCCACCCCGGCGUCGGACUCGGUCCUCCUGCUGGAUCUGGAGGAGCUGGACAGCCUGACCCCGCCCCGACGGGAGCACAGCCUGCCCCAGCUGGUGACCUUCUCCCCCAUGGAUGACCUCUAGUGGGGGGGAGGACCACUGAAGACGUUGGAUGUCUUCGUCUUAACUGACUUUGUCUUAAUUGUGCCAUCUGCAGCAGAUGCAUCGCUUUGUGUAUAUAGAUGUAUAACUAACAUGUCUUUAGGACGUUUAAAUAUUAUUUAAAAUGGAAGGGAGGUAUGAACCACUUGAAGUUCUUUGCUUCGCAUUGCUUAAUUGUUUAAAUUCUGGCUCACCUGCAGAAUUUAAAUAGAUUCAUUUUUAAUACAUAGGCUUGGUAUUGAUACUAGAGUGAUGACAUGAGCUUAGUGACAUUGGCUGUUGUAACGCAUUAGCUUCUGUACGUCUUCUGUUUCACAUUUAAUAAAUAAACUUCUUGAGUAGC
This is a messenger RNA of Gadus macrocephalus (Pacific cod), 3269 nucleotides long. RefSeq names its product HAUS augmin-like complex, subunit 6 (gene haus6). Lineage: Eukaryota; Metazoa; Chordata; Actinopteri; Gadiformes; Gadidae. Gene Ontology annotation, biological process: spindle assembly. Gene Ontology annotation, cellular component: mitotic spindle microtubule; HAUS complex. The record is from RefSeq and is a predicted model, not a curated record. Gene Ontology annotation, molecular function: microtubule binding. The transcript has 17 exons. The coding region runs from base 215 to 2908 and encodes 897 amino acids.